GGUACUUACCCAGGAUCCCACAGGUGACAGCACCCAUAGUCUCGAUUUUCCCACUGUCUCAUCCGUCCAGUGUCCAGUCCUGCACCCACCUUGUUACCGUGACUCGUGAACCCUUCAAUCUUUUGUCUCGGCCCUCUAAUUUAUCAUGCUGAGCAUAUUGUCGGCCUCUAGUCAUAUCCGAACCAUAAUUGCAGAAUAAAGAGAGAGGGAGAAUGGCAUCAACCAGUGGACCCUGGGCCGGAUUUGAUGACCUAGAGCGACGCACACUCAUCACGAACAUCCUCAAUUCGCUCAAGGCUUAUGAACUGCAAUGGGGCUUUGCUCCCGGGUCCAUGGCUAUCAACUCUCCGGUUUGGUUUGCCUUGUGGCUGGCAGAUUUGUCUAAUUUGGAAAAAAUUGCGGCUGCAUUUGCUGAGAAUCCAAACGGCACACGGUUAGAGCAUAAUGAGGUGGUUCCUCAUCUUCUUACUCUAUGGUUACCCACCUCUGGUAUAGGGAGCAGGUUCCCUAAAUCGCGACCUGGAAGUAGCACACCAACAAGUCCUGUUGAUGAUAACCCUAGCAACUCUGCGCCCAACAGCCCAACAGGCCCUCGCACACCUACAGGCAGAGCCCUUAUGAGCUUCACGCCUGCAAAGAGUUCACCGUUGAUGCCGAUGGGUAAGAAGCGAAAACUGGACAUGGAAGCGUCUCCGGGCUCGCCCAAACCCAAGGCCUCCGAACCCUCCCAGAAAGAUCUGUCCGAUAAAGUUCGAGCUCGAGACGACGUCUGCAUCAUAACGAAGGCAACAGAGCCUUUGGAAGCUGCUCAUAUUCUUCCGUCUCAGCUUUGUAAGAAUGCCCACUCCGGCGAAUCUAAAUUUUCAAAGUUCCUCGCUUUGCUCGCCUAUUUCUGGUCCCCGGAAAAAAUAAAUAAGUGGCUGAGCCACAAGGAGGACGUCUUCAAUUCCGUUGCCAAUCGUCUGGCAUUGGCCCCGAGCUGUCACGCAUACUGGGAUAAUGGGUUGUUUGGGUUACUUCCUAUCCGGGUGGCCCCCGACGAGAUGUCCAUGCAAGUCCAGUUCUACUGGCUGCGUGGUGAAAACCUUCCUGCCACAGGCCACAGCCUUUUGCUCGAAAACGACGACGAGAACUUCAUCAUUCCGCCGAUUGUGCUGCCUAGUGACCUGCGAAAAGGUGGACGAAAAUAUAACCCAGACACCCACAACGCCCCUAACCUCAUCUUAGUCAACAAUGACACUGAGUGUGUCAUUUCCUCGGGGGACGUGAUCGAGCUGACAACCCCCGAUCCAGAGUCACUGCCUCUGCCCAACGAGGAUCUCCUGGAACUACAAUGGACCCUGCACCGACUUUCGGCCUUGUGUGCCGCCGCAGGCUGGCAGCCGCCUGAUUACGAUGACGAUGAUGACGAUGACAACACUGACGAAGCGGCUGCGGUCAACACUCCGCCUUACCAUGAACUCAAAGAUUUGUCUGAGAUGACAGAGUCAAAGCGCGCGUAUCUGCAAGAAAGAUUCGCAUCCGGUACCAAUAGGAACUGUGAUUUGAAAUGAGAGAGUGGACUCUACAAUCUCAGCCUGGUAAUGUUCAAUGGGUCACUUUCGAGGCAAAUUAGCUAUCUUUGAAUGGAAGCGUGAGGGCCCCGAACUACAGAUGAGACCAAGACACUUCAUACUGAUGGGGAAAAUGUUAAGACCCGGUUUCUGCCGGUGGUCACUGCCUUUCUGCUGCGUCCUCUAGUUAGGUAAUUACUCUUCAUUAAUAGUACCCUUUCUUUCCCUCUUAGCUAGAUCAUACUACUGUUAGUUACAAAUC
This is a messenger RNA of Penicilliopsis zonata CBS 506.65, 1815 nucleotides long. RefSeq lists its product as hypothetical. Bases 213 to 1553 code for a protein of 446 amino acids. The transcript has 2 exons. The record is from RefSeq and is a predicted model, not a curated record. NCBI's taxonomy places the organism in Eukaryota, Fungi, Ascomycota, Eurotiomycetes, Eurotiales, Aspergillaceae.